AUGGGCUGUGGUUCGUCAAAGCAAAACGUAGUUCGAACCACACAAUCAAAAGAUGCAAACAAGGAUAGCACACCUGCUGCGCAUGGUAGCCAACCUGCAGGACAUGCUGCUGAGCAAUCUCAAUCUGCCGAUAGUGGUAAAUCGCGUCCGCCAGGAGUUCCUGCUAUCAUCGUGAGAGAACCAACAAAUCUGAAUCCAACAGAUCACUCGGUGGGUGGACACAUUGAUAAAAACGAUGUAGCUCUCAAGUCCAAUAUUGAUAAGCAGGAGCCAAUAGCUGAAGUCGAUCAUCAGCAUCAAGAUCCAACAAAUGUCGACAAGCAAAAACACCACGAAUCUGCCAGUCACCACGAUGCUCACAAAAGUGAGCAAAAACUAGCUGGUAGCAAGGAUCAACUCCAUGAUGAGCAUAAACACGAGACUCACGAAUCCACUAGUCACCACGAUGCUCAUAAAAGUGAGCAAAAACUGACCAGUAGCAAGGAUCAACUCCACCACGAUGAGCAUAAACACGAAACUCACGAAUCCAUCAGUCAUCAUGAUGCUCACAAAAGUGAGCAAAAACUAGCUGGUAGCAAGGAUCAACUCCAUGAUGCUCACAAAAGUGAACCAAAACUGGCUGGUAGCAAGGAUCAACUCCACGAUGCUCACAAAAGUGAACCAAAACUGGCUGGUAGCAAGGAUCAACUCCAUGAUGCUCACAAAAGUGAACCAAAACUGGCUGGUAGCAAGGAUCAACUCCAUGAUGCUCACAAAAGUGAACCAAAACUGGCUGGUAGCAAGGAUCAACUCCACCACGAUGAGCAUAAACACGAGACUCACGAAUCCACUAGUCACCACGAUGCUCAUAAAAGUGAGCAAAAACUGACCAGUAGCAAGGAUCAACUCCACCACGAUGAGCAUAAACACGAAACUCACGAAUCCAUCAGUCAUCAUGAUGCUCACAAAAGUGAGCAAAAACUAGCUGGUAGCAAGGAUCAACUCCAUGAUGCUCACAAAAGUGAACCAAAACUGGCUGGUAGCAAGGAUCAACUCCAUGAUGCUCACAAAAGUGAACCAAAACUGGCUGGUAGCAAGGAUCAACUCCACCACGAUGAGCAUAAACACGAGACUCACGAAUCCACCAGUCACCAUGAUGCUCACAAAAGUGAACCAAAACUGGCUGGUAGCAAGGAUCAACUCCACCACGAUGAGCAUAAACACGAGACUCACGAAUCCACUAGUCAUCAUGAUGCUCACAAAAGUGAGCAAAAACUAGCUGGUAGCAAGGAUCAACUCCAUGAUGCUCACAAAAGUGAACCAAAACUGGCUGGUAGCAAGGAUCAACUCCACCACGAUGAGCAUAAACACGAAACUCACGAAUCCAUCAGUCAUCAUGAUGCUCAUAAAAGUGAACCGAAACUAGCUGGUAGCAAGGAUCAACUCCAUGAUGCUCAUAAAAGUGAGCAAAAACUGGCUGGUAGCAAGGAUCAACUCCAUGAUGAUGAGCAUAAGCACGAGACUCACGAAUCCACCAGUCACCACGAUGCUCAUAAAAGUGAGCAAAAACUGACCAGUAGCAAAACUAAUUUAAGUAAAAGUGACAAUAAGCUGAAUGGAAGCAAAGCAAAUCUAGGAAAAGACAAGCAUAAAUUAGCCAGCAGUAAAAAUAAUUUGAAUCAUAAUGAGAGCAAGACUAAACACACUUCCAAAAGUGAACAUCAACUAGUUGGCGAUCAUGACGAACAUCAGUCUGCUGAAAACAAAAAAGAUUCGACUUCCACUCACGAGGUUUAUUCAAAAGGCUCACAAGAGCGAUUGCAUAGCAAAAAAAGUUUGUUUUCCAGUGCGUCCAAAUCUACUUCAAGCAAAGUAAAUUUGUCAAAAAGUCAGCCUAGAACUGGAGAAAGUAAUUCCAAUCUACACGAACGUGCUAGUGGUGAUGUUCAUCCAAGUAGACAUAGUAUAGCUGCUGUUCGUGCAUCAGUAGAAAAGAUCUAAGCUUGAUAAAAACGCAAACUUGUUAUUUCUUGAAGUCUACUAAUCUUGAGCACUUUUGAAAUCCUUGUAUUGAUAUACUAGAUUAUUGCUACAUGGUUUUUACUGGAUAAAUGAGUGUGAUCUACUUCAUCUCAUACUUUCUCCAGUUAAUCAUGUAUUCGUUAUACUCUUCCAGCAAUCAAUUACUGUGUUUUGCACUUUGCUUUGUGUUAAUUCUAAAACAAUGCUCAUCCUUUGAUGGCAUACAGUUUAAUGACUUGCAACGUUUUUACCUCAUUUAGCUAAUAAACAAAUUUAUUAGUUG
This is a messenger RNA of Batrachochytrium dendrobatidis JAM81, 2284 nucleotides long. RefSeq lists its product as uncharacterized. The transcript has 4 exons. Bases 1 to 1980 code for a protein of 659 amino acids. NCBI's taxonomy places the organism in Eukaryota, Fungi, Chytridiomycota, Chytridiomycetes, Rhizophydiales. The record is from RefSeq and is a predicted model, not a curated record.